UGGAUUAUUAAUAUUGUUCCUGCUCCUCAUUCCCUCCGAAAAGGAUUAUUAAUUCAUUUUAAAAUGGCUGCUCAACAAAAAAUUAUCUGCGCUGUUGUUGUCAUGUGCUUCAUGGCCAACGCUGUCCUCUGUCAACAAACCACCGACAGUGAUAAUGCUGAUGUUAGCGAGUCCCGCACAUUUGGCCAUCACUUCUUGAAACGUAUGAGCUUUGCUGUGGUUCCAGGAGCAUUUGUUGUUGGUGUCAUUACCACUUUGUUGGCUGCCUUGACCGUUGUGUCCAUGAAGGGUUUGGGCGUUGGUGUCAUCCUCUUAGUUUUGGCUAUUGGUCAGAUGUUGGGUCGUGCUUUACCCCAAGUACAUGCUGCUGCCUAUAGUGCAGCUCCUGCUCCCGUUCCUGUAGUCUACUCCCACAGCCAUACCCAACAACCUGUCUGGUUAGAAAAAGAAUGGUAAAAACACUUCGAACCAUACGAUUUCUUCCUCAUACCUCCCUCGAUUAAUACUCGUUGUCUAAAUUGAAAUGUCCACUGGUCCAUCCGCCGGUGAUCUUUCAAUUAUACGUCUGUGUGUAAGAAAAAUUAAUGCACUUGAAUCAUUCUACCAAAAACUAAGUUAAGUUAGUCAUCUAGUUAUUUAAAUUCUCUCAAGUAUUUAUUUAUUUAUUAAUUUAUUUAAUUUUAAUUUAUUUAUUUAUUUAUUUUAAACAAAACUGAAGCGUCACGAAAUAAUGUAAAAAAAAAAAACAAACUUUAUAAAAAAAAUCAAAAGCUAAAAUAAAAUUCGAUAUUUAAUUUGAACAAAA
Messenger RNA from Calliphora vicina (urban bluebottle blowfly), 805 nucleotides. It is a transcript of the gene apn, whose product is annotated as apnoia. Bases 64 to 456 code for a protein of 130 amino acids. NCBI's taxonomy places the organism in Eukaryota, Metazoa, Arthropoda, Insecta, Diptera, Calliphoridae. The transcript has 2 exons. The record is from RefSeq and is a predicted model, not a curated record.